This is a messenger RNA of Octopus sinensis (East Asian common octopus), 6172 nucleotides long. RefSeq names its product low-density lipoprotein receptor-related protein 6-like. The transcript has 28 exons. Bases 85 to 5520 code for a protein of 1811 amino acids. The record is from RefSeq and is a predicted model, not a curated record. NCBI's taxonomy places the organism in Eukaryota, Metazoa, Mollusca, Cephalopoda, Octopoda, Octopodidae.
GUCAUCGUCAUUGUCGUCAUCGUCGUCGUCGUCGUCAUCAGCGUCUGGACGGACUCAGUCCUCUUUCUAAGUUGUUUAUCAGUCAUGUUGGCGGCGUUGUCGUCAUUGGAUAAUAAUAAUAAUCAUAAUAAUAAUAAUAAUCACAGCAACAUAAAUAAUAACAAUAGCAACAACAACUAUAACAACAACAAAACUAGCAAUAAUAAAUUCACAAAAGGGAAGAUUAGAAAACGUCAAUGUGAAAGAAGAUCCCAAAGUCUUUGGUUUUUACCAUGGGAUAGUUGUGCUAAUAAUAACAGCAGCAACAACAGCAACCACAACAACAACAACAACAGCUGCGAUAGAAACAGUAGUUAUUGCAAUGUCGGUGAGAGAUACCGGCCUGAGGCGAGAGUUCUAGGCUCGAGUGGGCCCCGUGUCUACACAAAAGUCGGACCAGUGGUCACAAUGGGGAUUUUAAACACAUUCUGGACUAUAGUGCUUCUGGUUCUUACCCUAGCUGAUUGUACCCCAGCUACUGUUUAUAUCAGCAAUGGCACCAAUAUUCUGAAAAUAAGAAAAGGGCACAAAAAAGAGAGCAUUUUCUCCCAGCCUGAAGGGAGAAUUGUUGGCUUAGCUUCUGAUAUACAUGAUGGUCUUCUUUUCUGGUCUGAUGUCAGUGAAAGCAAGCGUGGUAUUUAUAGAUCUUACUUAAAUGGUAGUGAUGUACGACUAAUCUUGAAAGAUGUUGAAGAAUGCAAUGGCCUAGCUGUCAACUGGGUCACUAAUCAUCUUUACUGGACUGAUGCUAAAACCAGUCGAAUUGAGAUGUCAAACUAUGAUGGAAGAGGUCGCCGAAUUUUGUUUGGAUCUGAUCUAGACCAACCAAGAGGAAUCAUUGUAGAUCCAAUGUCUGGGUACGUUUUCUGGGCUGACCAAGGAACUAAGCAAAUUGAGCGUUCUCAGUUAAAUGGUAAUCACCGGCGAGUAUUAAUUGAUUCAGAUUUGCACUGGCCAAAUCAAUUGGCAAUCAGUCCUGCCACCAGACGCCUGUAUUGGGUCGAUGGAAUGAACCACAUGAUCAUGUCAUGUGACAUGAAUGGGAAGAACAUAAAGCUGGAGCGGAACACAACAGAGAAAACUGGCAGCAAUGUAAUAUUUGGGCUUGCUUUAUCUGGCAAUCGAGCCAUUAUUAGUGUGUGGUUCCAAGCAAGUCUUUAUUCAACACUGGUUGAAGCAGCUGCUGCUUCUUGGAAAGUGGAAUCAGAAAUAAUUGGCACAAAUGAACUAUUUAGUAUCAUUGUUGUAGAUGGUUCUGUUCAAGCAACAGUUUACCAACAUCCAUGCAGUCAACCAGGAAAUGGUGGCUGUUCUCAUCUGUGCAUGCCAAAAGGAGGUAUCAAAUAUAUAUGUGUUUGCCCAUCAUUUGGAGGUUUGGCUCUUUCCAAAGACAAAAAGACAUGUGAAGUUCCUGAUAACCUUCUGUUCUACACCCUCACUGGAACUGGUCAAGUUGGUUUUCAUGCUGUUGGCUGGCCGGUCACUCCUUAUUUAACAUUGGUUGGAUGGAGCUCAAACCCAAGUGCUAUCACCUAUGACCCCAUUGAAAAAACUGUCUAUUGGAGUGAUGUCACUGAACACGCCAUUUAUACUUCAAACCUUGAUGGAUCAAACAGAAAUAUUUUCUUAAAUGCCUCCCACGGUAUAGCAAUAGUCGAUGGUUUAGCAAUUGAUUGGUUACAGAGACGUCUGUACUUCACUAACCUUGGUCUAGACUUCCAUGGAGUUGAUGGGUCAACCUGUUCCUCUCAUACCAUUGAGAUGAUUAGUUUGGAUGGUAGAAUACGACAAACCAUUAUUACUGACUUACAGAAGCCUCGUGGCAUCACUAUUGAUAACCAGAAUGGCUACCUGUAUUACACUGACUGGGGUACAGAACCAAAGAUUGCCAGAGCAUUUUUGGAUGGUUCUGAGAUUGAAAUUCUCAAGAGUGAAGAUUUAAGUAGCCCUAAUGGGUUAACUAUUGAUAAUGGUCAACUCUAUGUGACAGACUCUAAUUACCAGAAUAAAACAUCUGGACCACAGAUAUGGUUAUUCAAUAUGGCUACUAAUGAGUGGAAGCGAUUUCCAGUGUCUACAGACCUCAAGCUUCCUCGUGGAAUUACUCAACAAGAUGAUACUUUAUAUUACACUGAUUGGUCAACAGAAGAGGAUACAGAAGGCUUCAUAUUCCAGUAUAACUUAAAGAAGUCUACUCUCAAUAAAACCCCCCUAAUUACAGGAAUUAAACCCACAGGACUUCAUUAUUCCCAUCGACAAAUUUCUUCAGAGCCUGAUGCAACAUGUGAUAAUGCCGCCUGCUCUGACGAAUGUAUUCGUACUCCUGCUGACUAUUCUUCUGAACGAUUCCAUUGCUCAUGCCCAGAUUCAUACAACCUGAUAUUAUCAUCAGAUAAGGCCAUUUGUAAAGAACCAGAAAAUUUCUUAAUAGUAGCAGAUCUAAAUACACUUAAGCUAAAGGCCCUUGAUGACCAUCUUGAUUCCAAGGUCCAUAUACUUCACUAUGGCCAUGCAGACAGCAGCUAUGUUGCAUUGGUUUACAAUGAUUUAGAUAAAACCCUGUUUUGGAGUGAUCUUCAUGAAGGACAGCAAGCCAUCAUGUACUCACUUUUAGAAAAGACUGAACCGAAGGUUUUAGUGCAGGUCAACCACUCCAUUGACUGCCUGGCUCUUGAUAAAAAGCAUCAGAAACUUUACUGGACUGGUUAUAAUAAUAUCACAGGUUUUAUUGCUGAAAUCAACCUUAAACACACAAACAAGCCUUACAAACAGUUGUUGGUCAACUUGGACUCACCCAGAGCUGUCACCAUCCAUGCAGAUAAGAACAUUAUAUUUUGGAGUGAAUAUGGACUGAAAUCUGGAAAAGCUGGUGUUUACCGAUGCCACACAAACUGCCACCGACAUAAGACAGUAAUGGCAGAGAAACUACAGUGGCCCAACAGCCUGGUCAUCCACAAAAAUGAAUUGUAUGUUGCUGAUGGUUUUCAUGGUCGCAUUUAUGUCAUGGAUUUCAAAGGUGGCAAAAGAAGAGAACUCUUGUAUUUAUCCAAGAGUAUGGAUCACAUUUUCGGCCUUCAAAUCUAUGAACACUUGCUGUUCUACAGUCGCUGGUAUGAACCAAGUGUCCACAUGGUUGACAUGAUAACUGGUAAAGAUGAAAUAUUUAUUGAUCACCUCACCCAACCAACUGCCAUCGUAGUUCACCAUCCGUCCAAUAUAAACGAGAGCAGUUUUUGCAACACAGAUAAAAAUGACUGCAAAGGUAUGUGUGUCCCAGUGCCACAUAACUAUCACUGUACCUGUGACCCUGGAUAUCAAUUAACUGAAGAGAAAUGUAUAAAAUUGGACAAUCCCUGGGAACAGUCUGACGAAGCCAUGUGCCCCGAAGGAUGCCCUGAGCAUUCAUUUUGCGCUCGUCUUAUACCAACUCUGCAUUACGAAUGCGUGUGCGCUGCUGGUUUCCAAGGAAACGGAGAAGUGUGCAAAGAGUGUCCCAACAACACAUACAAGUCUGACAUCGGUAACAGUACCUGCCUUCCAUGCCCUAAUGAUUCAGAUUCACAGCACAUAUCAGCCUCAAAGGCCUGCCUCUGUAAAAGUCCAUCAGCUCGGCUUGUAGAUGGAAAUUGUGAAGAAACUGAGACAACAUCAACAUCCAGACCAACUACUACUGUUACUACUACUACUAUUACAUCUACUACUACUACUACUACAUUGCCUACCACUAGUACCACAACAACUAUGUCAACAACAACAGAACCUAUUAUAACAACUAGGAAGAAAGCAGCUAAUAUUGGACUGCCCAAAUUUGGAAACUGCCCAAAUGGUGACACUAUAACAGUGGCUCUUCCUAACCAAGAGAACAGUGUCUAUGUUGCUGUCACCUGGACAGCUACUGAUCACUUGGACAAACGUCUUGUAUUAAAAUCAAAUAUUCCAUAUAACGAAGAUGGUCUUCACUUCAAAUGGCUGGGCAAAUCUGAAAGACAAAAAGUUAUCUUUACAGCUCUCGACCGUUGGAAUCAAAAAGCUGUCUGUGAAUUUUAUGUCAUUGUUGAAGACAAAGAAGCCCCUCAUUUUACCUACUGUCCUCACAAUAUUGUAAUCAAAACUAAUCUAUUAUCUGAACGAGUGGUUUGGCCAAAGCCAAUUGCCGAAGACAAUACUCAACUAGAAAAAGUGGUAUCCUCUCAUCAAACUGGUUCAGAUUUUACUUCUGGAACCACAGUUGUUAACUAUACAGCAAUAGACAAAACAGGAAACAAUGCCACCUGUAACUUUAGUGUUACUAUCAUACCAGAAACCAACUGCAACUUACCUAAAAUUACAAAUGGUAGAUUUGUUUGUGGCACAGACCCACCACAACUGGCAAUGUGUUAUAUUACCUGUGAAAAUAAAUUUGGUGUUAACCCUCUUGGAGUGUUCACAGAGCCAUUCAACUGUAAAGUCCUUGACAAUAUCCACAAACUAGAAGAGAUCAUGAAAACACAGCAAGCAUGUUUAAAUAACCACCAUCCAUUCAAAGUACAACAAGAAUUUGAAAUACAGUUCCAAGGCAGAUGUGAACAGGAUGACUCUAGCCUACACUCAAAACUUUCAUCAGCAGUUACCCAAUAUCUUGAAGCCCAGAAUCAUUGCUGGGAUGUUAAAUGCAACUUUAACAAUAUUACAGUCCUCUGUGGACCAAGAACUGAUGGACACAGAUACAAGCGGUCUAAUUACUUCACUGUUACAUGGAACAUCACAAUAAACAAUGUGCAACGUUUACCUAAAACUGAAAUUCGCAGCAUUCUGGAGGCUUUUGAACAAGAACUUGCCUAUGUGGCCGAACUUUUCUCAAUCAAUGUACAUGACCGAGAAUAUAAAUCUGUUCCUGGAAGUGUUAAAGCAUCAGCCCCUUACUGGCAGUGUAAAUCUGGUGAAAUGCUGCAAGAUGAAUACUGCAUUCCUUGCCCCCCUGGUUCAAUGUUGAAUGUCACAUCACAGAGGUGUUCUUUCUGUAUGGUUGGUUUCUACCAAGAUAAGGAAGGCCAAACCAGCUGUAAACUCUGCCCUGAUGGUGUCAGCGCAGCAGAAGGCGCUACCAGCCUUGAAUAUUGUAUCUCCAUCCCAGCCAUUGAUGAAAUGAGUAAAUUUCUCAUUAUCACUACCUGUACGUUUGGCUUUGUCUUCCUCUGUCUUGUGAUCUUCAUGUACCUUCAGUACCAGCGUCAGCAACGGAAAGCAAGUAAUCUCAAAGCAGCACCAACCCCAAGGAAUACAACAACAAGUGUGUAUGUUGCUCCUCCACCAUUCCCCCGUGUCAAGCCAGUCAAUGGCAGUUUUGAGACUCGAGACUACAUGUAUGUUCAUGAGUAUGAAGACAUAGAGAAUGCUUCCCAGGUAUCAAAGAUGCCAAACCCCAAUAUAGAUGCACUUUAUCGAAUUCCGCCACAUAUGCAGCGAAGACUGGCUUCCACAGAAAAUAUCUAUGAUGACUGAAGAAUUUAACCAUGCUCAUUUGCAUAUACAUCCAUACCUAACAAUUUGAAUAAUUGUAUACACACACAUUCACAUAUAUAUGUGUGUAUAUAUAUAUAUGUAUAUAUAUAUAUAUAUAUAUAUAUAUAUAUAUAUAUAUAUAUAUACUCAUAUAUAUAGACAUAUGUGCACAUAAGCAUUACACACAGACAGACAUAUGCAUACUCUCACAUACACACAUAUACAUAUGCCUAUGGAAAAGAUUAUUAUGAAAUAAUGAAAUGGAGUGAUGAUUGAAGCAAAGAAUCUUUCGGAAAACUUGUAUAUUGUUUGUGGCCUUCCGCUGGCAAUCAUAAUAAAAAUGCUGUUUAAUGUCUGGUAUGGGACAGUGCUUGUCAGUAUGUGUGCGUGUGUGUGUGUUCGCGUGCAUGCAUGUGUGUGCGUAUACACGUGUGUGUGUGUGUAUGAUUAUAAAAGGAUGUACUUGGCUUCAAGGAGUACUACUGCAUUAAAGCUUCACCUCUUCUACAAGAAUUACUCUUUCUUCUCAUCUCUUUGCCAUGAGUGGAGUCUGAAGGAAUUAGGAAAGGAAAAGACUCAAUGUGGACAACAAAAAAAAAAAGAAAGCAAAAAGAAAAUUCAAGAACAUUUUUAUCCUAACCUAUUUUAAUUA